CGCACAGAGCACAUACCAGCUCAGCAGUAAGUAUGAUUAACAGUGAAAUAUCUCAGCAGCUAUUCUGCAACAAAAAUGAAGACACACUCAAGGAGGAACAAUGCAAGCAUGUCUCCGAGCAAACACCUAUGGAGCUUAGGACACAUCUCACAAAAAAUGGAGAAGAACACACUACAGCAUCCAAAAUUUGUGUGGAAGAAUUUUUAGCAGAUGAUACUGUGGCUCCAGCCCACUGCCUUUGGACCACAGAGGCGAGUGGAUCAGUGCAACUGAGAAUAGAUGACCUCUGUCCACAGAAGCCAAUCACAGUGCAUCAGAUGUUUAUGAACUCAGUUCAGAAAUAUGGCAAUUUGUUUUCCCUGGCAACUAAAAGAAAAUCCAAAUGGGAAAAGAUUACAUUCUCUGAAUAUUACCAGUGCUGUCGGAUGGCUGCUAAGAGCUUUCUAAAGUUGGGACUAGAACGUUUCCAUUGUGUGGCCAUUUUAGGAUUCAAUUCAGCAGAGUGGUUCUUUUCUGCAGUAGGAGCUGUCUUUGCCGGGGGUAUAAUGACAGGGAUCUAUGCAACAAAUUCUCCAGAAGCCUGUCAUUAUGUGGCCAAUGACUCAAGAGCAAAUAUAAUUGUGGUGGAAAAUCAAAAACAGCUUGAUAAAAUUUUGGAGAUAAAAGAUAAACUGCCACAUUUAAAAGCCAUUGUGCAAUAUUCUGGACCAUUGCUGGAGAAACUACCCAAUCUGUAUUCGUGGGAGGAGUUCAUGAGUCUGGGCCAAGAGAUUCCAGAAAAAACCCUUGAUGACAUCAUCAGUAGUCAGAAAGCCAAUCAAUGCUGUGUGCUCAUCUACACAUCAGGAACCACAGGCAUGCCAAAAGGAGUGAUGCUCAGCCACGACAAUAUUACAUGGACGUCUCACCACGUGAGCAGGGCUGGAGACAUGCAGCCUGCUGAGAUCAAACAGGAGUCUAUAGUGAGCUACCUCCCCCUCAGCCAUAUUGCUGCACAGAUCUAUGACCUGUGGACAGGGAUUCAGUGGGGGGAGUUAGUGUACUUUGCACAGCCUGAUGCUUUGAAGGGCAGCUUGAUUCAGACUUUGAAAGAGACCAACCCUUCAUCCCAUAUGGGUGUCCCUCGUGUUUGGGAAAAAAUACUGGAGAAAAUAAAAGAGGCACUCUCACACUUUCCAUACAUAAAAAAGAAACUGCUGACUUGGGCCAUGGCUAUUGGUUUAGAGGCUAAUCAAAGGGAUGAGAAAUCAAUUCUCUUCACUCUAGCAGAUGUGCUGGUCCUGGAAAAACUUCGCACAGAGCUGGGCUUCUCUUGCUGUGAGAAAUUCUUCUCUGGUGCGGCUCCUCUUGGAAAUGACACAACCCAGUUCUUCCUUGGUCUCAACAUUAGGUUAUAUGAGGCUUAUGGCAUGAGUGAAAGCAGUGGGCCUCAUUUUAUGUCUGGUCCAAAAGUUUACAAGCAGUCAAGUUGUGGCAAGGUGGUGCCUGGCUGCAAAUAUAAACUAGUAAACGUUGAUACUUAUGGUGUUGGAGAGGUGUGCUUAUGGGGCCGGAAUGUCUUUAUGGGGUAUCUUAACAUGGAGGAUAAAACCAAGGAAAUCUUGGAUGAGGAUGGCUGGCUGCAUUCUGGAGACUUGGGCAAAACAGAUGAAGAUUUCCUUUACAUCACUGGAAGGAUAAAGGAGCUGAUAAUAACUGCUGGUGGAGAGAAUGUCCCUCCAGUUCCUAUAGAGGAUGCUGUGAAAAAGGAGCUGCCUAUAAUCAGUAAUGCCAUGCUAAUUGGGGACAAGAGAAAGUUUCUAUCAGUGCUCCUCACACUUAAGUGCGUAACCGAUCUUGAAACCAUGGAGCCCACUGAUGUCCUUAGCUCUGACACUGUGGAAUACUUUAGAAAACAUGGCAUCCAGGCAACAAAGGUUUCUGAUAUAAUUGGUGGAAAAGAUCAAAAAGUGAACCAAGUCAUUCAGCAGGGCAUUGACCGGGUCAACACGAAGGCCCACUCUAAUGCCCAGCGUAUUCAGAAAUGGACAAUUGUAGAGAAAGAUUUCUCAGUCUCUGGAGGAGAACUAGGUCCAACAAUGAAACUGCGACGACCAUUUAUCCUGAAGAUGUACCACAGUAUAAUAGAACAUUUCUACAGUGAAUAGAAAAAACAACCAACCAGCUAACCAUAAUAGAUAAGGGUUGUCAGUACCAUUGAUUAGAAAAUUAGAAAGCCCUUUUGGAACUGGAUUUGUUAGAAAAAGAAAAGUCAGCACACAUCUACAUCAUGCCUGUGACUGGAGUCUGACACCCAUAAUUUAGAAACAUUUUAAACUGCCUUGCUCUUAGUGAUACCUCGUUCUUAUUGAGCCAAAAAUUAUUAGUUAUUUGUUAAAUAAACUUAAAUUAUAGGUAAGAAUAAUGAUCUAAUUAAUUAGAAUACAGUUGUGCUGUUCUUUGAUAAAUGAUGUUCAAGAAACAAUGUGCAGUGUAAUACUGACUGAGUUGGAUACAUAUGAAUAAUCAGUGGCAACAAAUAAUUGCUUAUUUGGACAUCCACGAACAGCUGUUUAAAUCCUGGUGAAUCAUAAUGAACUUUGUGACUGUGACUCUCUCUGGCAUAGAAAUCUUGCAUCUGAAAUCAUUGUGUAUAUAUGUCAAGAAAAUAAAUCCCAUCAAAAAAUAUUCAAAAUA
Silurus meridionalis is the source of this 2676-nucleotide messenger RNA. RefSeq names its product acyl-CoA synthetase bubblegum family member 1 (gene acsbg1). Gene Ontology annotation, molecular function: long-chain fatty acid-CoA ligase activity. Gene Ontology annotation, cellular component: endoplasmic reticulum; membrane. The coding region runs from base 33 to 2147 and encodes 704 amino acids. Lineage: Eukaryota; Metazoa; Chordata; Actinopteri; Siluriformes; Siluridae. The record is from RefSeq and is a predicted model, not a curated record. The transcript has 14 exons.